UUGCGCCCGUGGUGACCGGUUCAUUUGGUCUUUGGCCGCAAUGUCCGACGGAUCGAGGUGUACGACGAAGAUAUAUAAAAAAUAAUACGAGUGUUUCGUUAGAUAUUAUUUUAAUUUAAGUGCUUUUACAUGUAUAUGGACGUACGUAUAGGUGAACGUUGUUGUUAUCAUUCGUUUUCGUACUGAUUAAUCAGUGGUCCACGCGAUCAUCUUCAACGGACAGGAUACAUCAUGGAUACUCGUCUUACACAGAUUUUUUCUGUGUGUUUAGUUUUGCUGUCUACGACGAAUGCUGUUGUUAAUUCUGGUACACAUGAUGAAAAAAUACCAAUAAAAAGAGACGCAAGUUUGGCUAGUUUUUCAGAUUCUUACGUGGCUCAAACUCCUGAUAUUUCUCAAACUUAUGGACCACCUUCCAACUCAUAUGGCCUUCCACCUAAACUGGAAUAUGGUGCGCCUCAACCUCCAUCUCUGAUUUAUGGACAACCUACUAGUGCACCUAGUUUAUCAUAUGGUUUGCAAGCUAUACCUAAUGCAGUAGGUCCACCAGGUGUUCCUUCACCGCCAACUCCGCCUCAUAUAACAUAUCAUGGUUGGCAGCCUAUUCCUGGACUAUCAAUACCCUAUGGACAGUCUUAUCAAAAUGGAUAUAGUCAAUCUACCAUAAAUUCAGCUUAUGGCACCUCACAAGAAGGUAUUUUGACAAAUGAAAAUGUAAAUUCCCUCGAUACUUCCUAUGAAAGUUCUCAAUCAACCAUAUCAUCCAAUGGUAAUCAUGGUGCAUCAUUAAGUGAAUUGUACAAGAUACCCAUUAUUCAAAACAGUUAUGGACCAUCUCCAAAAGAUUCUUACGGACCACCAUCAAGUGGAUCAUACGGACCUCAACGUAAACCUACAUUUCGACAAAUAAUAAAAGAAUCAUAUGGAUCACCGCCAAGUAGCUCUUAUGAGCCGCCUCCAAGUGGAUCUUAUGAUUCUCCUCCAAAAGAUUCUUAUGAACCAAAGGAUUCAUACGGACCCCCUCUAAAAGACUCAUAUGGUCCACCACAUAAAGAUUCAUACGGUCCACCUCCAAAAGGUUCAUAUGGUCCUCCACCAAGUGGCUCCUAUGGACCACCACCAAAAGAUUCCUAUGGACCGCCUCCAAAAGGUUCAUAUGGACCACCUCUAAAAGAUUCUUAUGGACCACCACCAAAAGAUUCCUAUGGACCACCUCCAAAAGGUUCAUAUGGACCACCUCUAAAGGAUUCUUAUGGACUGCCAACAAAAGAUUCCUAUGGACCACCUCCAAAGGACUCUUAUGGACCACCGCCAAAAGAUUCCUAUGGACCACCUCCAAAAGGUUCAUAUGGACCACCUCCAAAGGACUCUUAUGGACCUCCAUCAAGUAGUUCUUAUGGUCCACCACCAAGUGGCUCCUAUGGACCACCACCAAGUGGCUCAUAUGGACCACCUCCAAAAGGUUCAUAUGGACCACCACCAAAAGAUUCCUAUGGACCACCUCUAAAGGACUCUUAUGGACCACCUUCAAAAGGUUCAUAUGGACCACCACCAAAAGAUUCCUAUGGACCUCCUCCAAAGGACUCUUAUGGACCACCACCAAAAGAUUCCUAUGGACCACCUCCAAAAGGUUCAUAUGGACCACCUCCAAAAGAUUCCUAUGGACCACCUCCAAAAGGUUCAUAUGGACCACCUCCAAACGACUCUUAUGGACCACCGCCAAAAGACUCUUAUGGACCUCCACCUAGUAGUUCUUAUGGUUCACCACCAAGUGGCUUAUAUGGAGCACCUCCAAAAGACUCUUAUGGACCACCUCUAAAGGACUCUUAUGGACCUCCACCUAGUAGUUCUUAUGGUUCACCACCAAGUGGCUUAUAUGGAGCACCUCCAAAAGACUCUUAUGGACCACCUCUAAAGGACUCUUAUGGACCACCGCCAAAAGAUUCUUAUGGACCUCCACCUAGUAGUUCUCAUGGUUCACCACCAAGUGGCUUAUAUGGACCACCUCCAAAGGACUCUUAUGGACCCCCUCCAAAAGGGUCCUAUGGACUUCCACCAAGUAGUUCUUAUGGUUCACCACCAAGUGGAUCUUAUGGACCACCUCCAAAAGGUUCAUAUGGACCACCACCAAAAGACUCUUAUGGACCUCCACCAAAGGACUCAUAUGGACCACCUCCAAAAGAUUCAUAUGGUCCACCCCCAAAAGGUUCAUAUGGAUCACCACCAAAAGACUCUUAUGGACCUCCUCCAAAGGACUCAUAUGGACCACCUCCAAAAGAUUCAUAUGGUCCACCUCCAAAAGGUUCCUAUGGACCUCCACCAAAGGACUCUUAUGGAUUACCGCCAAAAGAUUCGUACGGACCACCUCUAAAAGAGACAUAUGGGCUACCACCUAAAGAUUCUUACGGACCACCGCCAAGUAGCUCUUAUGGAUCACCACCAAAAGAUUCCUAUGGUCCACCAUUAAAUAAUAAUUUUGGUUCAUUAUUUAAUAAUAUAAAUGGGUUACCCCCAGAAGGAACAUAUGGUACACCAAUAGCUAGCUGUUGUGGCACACCACCACCUGAUCUUCCAUCACAAAAACCAGCAGGAAAUUUAUUAGGUUUAGCAUAUGGGCAAUCAUCUGGAAAACAAACACCAGGUCCUAAUCUUAAUCCGAAAAAUCCAGUUCAAAUCGGACAACCUCUACCUCAAGGUUUAGUUGAAUCUACUCAGUAUAAUAACAACAAAGGAGAAACAUACAUACCUCCUCCAGUUCCAGAAAUCCCAACAACUGGAGUUGAUGCAUAUGCAGCUCCUUCAAGUUCCUCUUUAUAUGGUUCAUCAAAUAUAGAUACUAGUGUACAGUUUGGAUAUAAUCAAGUGCCCCCACAAAUCCCAGUGGAAGCUAACAACCAAGUUCAACAGCAUAAUCCAAGUAUCUUAUCGAAUACACCAAUUACUGGAGAUUAUAGUCAAGGUUUUAAUGCACCAGGUCCCGAAUCUUAUCAAUUAACUCAAUCAGUAUCAAUCAAUAAUGAAGGUUAUCAAUCGAAUAGUCUUAAUCAACAUAAUUUAGCUUAUGCACAAACCAAUGAUAAUUUCGGUAUUCCAUUACAACAGUUUGACAUAAAUCAGAAAAAUAACGAAUAUAAAAUUAAUCCACUACAAAGAGAAGAAUCUUUAAAUUAUCAGCAGCCUUCAAACAAUUACAAUCAACCUCAAGAUGGAGUCGAUGUUAAUGAUAUAGUAAAAUCUUUAGGUUUAGAGGGAUCUUCAGUAAUAGGAUCAAAGUCAGUGGACUUAAAUAAUAUACAAGAUUAUCCUGUACGUGGUAAAUCGGGAAGUUAUAUGCUACAAAUACAACCUGGACAACGUGGCGCAGAAAAUGUAGCUCAUGAUCAAGUAUUGUCAAAUGGCUUAUUACAGGAUAUUUUAUCAGCGAUAGAAAAUCAACAAAAAUCGGAAAAUUCAUAUGAUAAUCAGCCACAAGGAUCAGAGUUGCAGGAAAAAACAUUAGCCUCAAAUGUUAGUGUAGUGAUACCUGAAAAUAACACAAAUAAUAAACCAGAAAUGGCAUUAUUUUAUAACACAGGAUAUGGAAAAGUAUCUACGUUUAAUAAUGAAACAGAAUCGUUACCAAGAGAUAUAAACCAUUUAAGUGUGAAUGAGGUAUCAGAGGGAAAUUUCGUUUUAUACAAUUCACCGAAGGUAAAUUAUGUGUAUGGCGACACAACACCACAGGUUAUAUCUCAGCUAUACACUCAACAAUCAACUCCCAAGACUGAUGAGAGCUCAACUUAUCCAUUAUAUAAUGAAGGAAAGUAAUUUUUUUAAUAAAAUUAACAAAAUAAAAAUUAACAUUUUUAGUAGCAUUCAAAAUCUGAAUAGUAAUUUAUUGCUUUUAUGUAUUGUUAAAAUAUUCAAUUAAACUUCGACCAAACAAAAUACUCAAUACAAUUAUAAAUAAAUAGUACAUUAAACGAAUAGGUGCAUAAUAUAAUUUUUUUCCUCAGAUGUUAUUCAUCAAAUUAAUAAUUGACGAAUAUUUCAGAAUAGUUUAUUUAUCACGAAUAUGAGCUAUAAAAAUCGUGUCAUAUUCAUUUUGAAUCGUGAACUGUGCAUAUUAAAUUCAGUGAGAGUAAGACACGCAUAAAUGUUGAUAGUAUUACAAUAAAAUAUUUACCGAGGGGCAGCUAAAUUCUUUUUUGAAAGUUAAUCAUUUUUUGAAUGCAACUAGAAUGAAAAAUAAAAUAUAUUUAUAAGUAAUGGAAAAUGUUUUCAACAAACAAAAUAUUUUAAAUAAUAAGUAUUUUUUAUAAAAACUGUAAUAAAAUUGGGAUACCAAACUAUUGCCAAAAUAAUGUGCCAUAAUAUUUAUAUUGGUUUAUAGUAAUGUGUAGAGUAAAAAAAUUACUUGUUUAACUUUUAUGCUAAAUAACCACACAGUUAAUAUUAUUAUUUGUAUAACUGUUGUUAGAGUUUUGAAAUGUUUUAAAAAUACUUUUAAUUGUCGUUUUGGAUUUGUUUUAUAAUUAAAAAAAUAUUAUGUAGGUAAUUGUAAAUAAUUUAAUUAAUUUUUUUAAUUAGAUAAGUGAUUCUUUAUUAUGCCUACUUAAAUAUUAUGCGUAUCAAAUACCAUUAUUGCCACCAAUACCGUAGAUUGUAUUAAAUAUCCCUAACUAGUGCUUUGUUUUAAGUUGUAUUAAUAUAAGUUUUUUAAACAAAAUUAAUUUUGUAUAUAUUUAAAUUAUUAUUUUUAUGAUACUUUGUAGUUACUAUAUUUUAAUAAUUAUUGUAAAAAUAAAUUGUCUUUUUGAUUAAAAUAAUGGAUUUAUAAGUUAUAAUGUUUAGAAUGUAUGUAUGUAAUACAUUCUUAUUUCAGUA
Daktulosphaira vitifoliae (grape phylloxera) is the source of this 4866-nucleotide messenger RNA. RefSeq lists its product as uncharacterized. NCBI's taxonomy places the organism in Eukaryota, Metazoa, Arthropoda, Insecta, Hemiptera, Phylloxeridae. The coding region runs from base 232 to 3807 and encodes 1191 amino acids. The record is from RefSeq and is a predicted model, not a curated record. The transcript has 3 exons.